UUCUCUCAAGAAGUAGACUUUCCCCGUCAAAGACAGCAUCAUGUCUGGAGUUAAAGGAGGUCGUUCUGGACAGGAGAGCCAGCAGUGCCAGCAGGAAAAGGGUUCUCAGGGCCUGACCCAGUGCAACGACCCCUGCCAACAACAGCAAGGUGGACACCAAGGCUUCGGGAGCGGUGGUCAGCAAUCCCAGGACCAAAGCUCCUAUGGAGGUCUCAAAUCAGGUGGCAAUGACGGGCAGCAGUCCAAGGACCAAGGCGGCUAUGGUGGCCACAAAUCAGGUGGCGGUGCUGGUCAGCAGUGUCAGGAUAAAGGCGGCUACGGUGAUCUGAAAUUAGGUGGCAGCGGUGGCCAGCAGUGUCAGGACCAAAGCUCCUGCGGGGGCCAAAAAUCAGGAGGCAAUGAUGGGCAGCAUUGCCAGGACCAGAGUGGCAACAAAUCAGGUGGCGGUGCUGGUCAGCAGUCCCAGGAUAAAGGUGGCUACGGAGGCCUAAAAUCAGGUGGCGGUGAUGGGCAAUGCCAAGGUCAAGGCCCGUAUGGUGGCCAGAAAUCAGAUGCCUCUCAAGGGAAAGGCCACGGAUGCAAGAAAUGAAGACAUAACUACUUUUGGAAGGGCCCUUAGAGACACCGACCAUACACACUCCAUCCUGCCUCUUUUACUGCUUUUGGCUGCAACUACUAUUUAAUAAAAGGCACUAUUACUUAUCAAUGCAA
This is a messenger RNA of Spea bombifrons (plains spadefoot toad), 711 nucleotides long. Its product is annotated as loricrin-like. The record is from RefSeq and is a predicted model, not a curated record. Bases 41 to 589 code for a protein of 182 amino acids. Lineage: Eukaryota; Metazoa; Chordata; Amphibia; Anura; Pelobatidae. The transcript is spliced from 9 exons.